UCUACGAGUGACUAUCAGCCGACAAAUUUCACCCUCCGGCCAACAUUUACGCCGCUGUCUAUCGGCACACCAUUCCGCUUUUCGCAGAAAUAGUCGCGAUCCUGUUUCACGUUUCGCUGCUGCGGCCCUUGGCCGGAGCCCUCUUCCCCUGUUCCGCCUCGCGAGAUGAGCGGUCUCGCCGACCCCCCGUCUAGAAAUACCGUAGUUUCUGGCGCUACAGAUGCGCCAGGCAGGACACGAAAGCUUCCUCUCCUCUCUUCCUCCGUUCCAUCUUCCGGUCAACCGAUGGGUGAUCCUAUGGAGGUCACUCCGCCUGCUUCAGCAGCGGCAACGGGCGCUGGGCCCUCGGUCCACAACAAUUCCGACAAUGAUCGAGCGGGCGGAAACACUAUAGCCACUUCCAAUGGUUCUACUGAGCCUGGGCAUGUGCACAAUCAUGCAGCGCCCAGCCAGGCCAUCGGAGCUGCGGCUGCAGCCCAGCAGCCCAAGGUUGUGCAAACUGCCUUUAUUCAUAAGCUGUAUAAUAUGCUAGAGGACCCAAGUAUCCAACAUCUAAUCUCAUGGUCCAACACUAAUGACAGCUUCGUCAUGUCGCCUACUUCCGAAUUUUCUAAAGUCCUUGCUCAAUACUUCAAACAUACCAAUAUCUCGUCGUUCGUAAGGCAACUGAACAUGUAUGGCUUUCAUAAAGUAAGCGAUGUGUUCCAUACUGGAUCUCCAGACUCAGCACUUUGGGAGUUUAAACACGGGAAUGGCAACUUCAAGCGUGGUGAUCUGAUUGGGUUACGGGAGAUCAAAAGGCGAGCGUCUCGACAUGCGUUGAUCCAUCGCGACUCGUUUCCGGGCCACAAAGCCGCUGCCUCCCAACCUGGCACACCAGCCGAACCGGUCCCUGAUGCCACUGAAGCUCGCCUGAUGAAUCUGGAGCAUACAUUGUACGACAUGCACAACCGCCUGGGUCGCGCCGAAGAAGGCAAUGCGGCACUCAAUGCAAGAUGUCUAGCCAUGGCCGAGAGCUUGAGCAGGUGCUAUCAUUGGACACAUUCGAUCUCGCGCUUUCUGCAAGGUAUGAUUCCAGAUCGUGAAGGUCUCCUGUACAGAGAUGUAUCCAGUAUGCAGGCAGAACUGGAGAAACAUCUCGACAGCGUGCGAGCCCUCGAGCACCCCCCUGAUCCCUACCUCUCUAUUCGACAGCCCUAUGUACCAACUGUAUCGGUUGAUCCAGGCCCACCUCUAUCCCCGCGCCAAAUGCCACAGGAAGACAGUCGUCGGCCUUCGGUGAUGGAUACGACCAGACCUAACAUGAUACGACCACCUGUUCCUUCACAUCUAGCUGUAUCGCCUCGUAGAUAUGGCUCAAUUGGCGCGGCAAAUUCCUCCCCAACUUACGGCCGCCCGCAGGUCCCGACAGUCAUUCCCCCACAACAGCCCAUGCCGCAUCCACUUUCAUCCGUCUCUUCCCCACCGGGCCCAAACUUGGCUCGUCGGCAUACAUCCGCAGACAUUCGGCAACAUGGCUGGCCGCCCCCUGGCGUGUCCCCAUUCCAGUCUGCUCAUCAGACUGGUACAGCAACAGCUCCCUGGUCUCCCUCACCACAUCGAACCCCAAAUUCAAGUGACCAGCAGGUUCGAGAAGUUCUGGCACAGUAUGAGAUGGGAGCACCGCGACGUCUGCAGGAUACCUCGCGUCACGCUACCCCUCCCUUGAAUCCCGAUCAAACAACCCCCGGACCUACCACCGAUAAUGGUUGGACAUUGGGUCCGAGAUUUCCUCGGCAUGACACCUCUUUGCCUGCAACAAGACGGUCAAGCAUGGCUAGCAAUGUUCAUUCAUUGCUAAAUCCGGCGGAUACCGCCGAAAGACCCGACGAGGAUCAGCAUGCCACGAUCGAGGAUCGAAAACGAAAGCGUCUGGAGUAGAUGAACAUCGGUUACAUUCUUGAGCUGUGCUCUUCGCGCUAAACGAUACAUCUGUUAGGGUCUUUGGCCUUUGACGACAAUAACACCAGGGAUCAGUUACUCGCUCAGCUUCGACCUUGCCGUGUGGCGUACAUUCUGGAAACAAAGAGACAAGCGCAAAGCUAAACUUUUAGUACUGCAUAUCCUGGGAUUUUCGUCAUACUAUCUGGAUUCUUCUAAUUGUCUAAACCUUGGUGAAUCGACAAUCACACAAUCCUUUGGCGAUCUGACUUGAUUGGGACUACGGAGGUCCCAAUUAUUCUUACUCAAGCUUAGGGAGGCGCGUAUUCCUCUUCCGCCAGUAUAGAUAUCUGUAUAACA
Molecule: messenger RNA, 2280 nt
Organism: Aspergillus pseudonomiae
Lineage: Eukaryota; Fungi; Ascomycota; Eurotiomycetes; Eurotiales; Aspergillaceae
Product: HSF-type DNA-binding-domain-containing protein
Exons: 6
Coding region: 166-1920 (584 amino acids)
Biological process (GO): regulation of DNA-templated transcription
Molecular function (GO): DNA-binding transcription factor activity; sequence-specific DNA binding
Source: RefSeq, a predicted model, not a curated record